Messenger RNA from Chinchilla lanigera (long-tailed chinchilla), 2484 nucleotides. It is a transcript of the gene Elf5, whose product is annotated as E74-like factor 5 (ets domain transcription factor). Lineage: Eukaryota; Metazoa; Chordata; Mammalia; Rodentia; Chinchillidae. Bases 320 to 1183 code for a protein of 287 amino acids. The record is from RefSeq and is a predicted model, not a curated record. Gene Ontology annotation, molecular function: sequence-specific DNA binding; DNA-binding transcription factor activity, RNA polymerase II-specific. The transcript has 8 exons. Gene Ontology annotation, biological process: cell differentiation; regulation of transcription by RNA polymerase II. Gene Ontology annotation, cellular component: nucleus.
UCGAUGAUCUCCACCAGGGUCAGGAAGGAAUUUUCCUCCUCUGGCAAACUGGCCAAGGCUGGGUGGUUUUCUCCUUUGCCUCUCUCUGGAAGGCUGAGCAGAGGAGUCUGGUUGCUCCAGCUAUGAGCACCUCACCUGUUACUGCCGCCUCUGGUUCGUGCAGCGGCGAGAAGCCCACAGGCCUGGCCUUCUGACCGGGCGGACCCUCUGUGUGCGCACGCGGCGUGUGAGCCAGCUCUGAGAAGGGUUGGGAACGCAGCACUGGAGGCAUCCGGGGACUCCCGCUUCCACGCCAUCGCUGCCUGGCCCUCCAAGGGUGAUGUUGGACUCCGUGACACACAGCACCUUCCUGCCCAACCCAUCCUUCUGCGACCCCCUGAUGUCAUGGACAGAUCUGUUCAGCAAUGAAGAGUAUUACCCUGCCUUUGAGCAUCAGACAGCCUGCGACUCCUACUGGACGUCAGUCCACCCCGAGUACUGGACAAAGCGCCACGUCUGGGAGUGGCUGCAGUUCUGCUGCGAUCAGUACAAGCUGGACGCCAACUGCAUCUCCUUCUGUCACUUCAACAUCAGUGGCCUGCAGCUGUGCAGCAUGAGCCAGGAGGAGUUCAUCGAGGCAGCGGGCAUCUGUGGGGAGUACCUGUACUUCAUCCUCCAGAACAUCCGCACGCAAGGUUAUUCCUUUUUCAAUGACACCGAAGAGACCAAGGCCUCCAUCAAAGACUGUGCUGGGGAACACAUCUGGAAGCACAAACCCCUGCCCUCUAGCAGGCGCCAGCAGACAUCGGACUACAUAAAUAAAGGCAUCGGCAUACUCCAAGAUGCUGAGUCCAACUGCUUGAAAGCCAGUGGCAUCAAAAGUCAAGACUGUCAGAGCCACAGCAGGACAAGCCUCCAAAGUUCUCAUCUGUGGGAAUUUGUACGAGACUUGCUUCUGUCUCCUGAAGAAAACUGUGGCAUUCUGGAAUGGGAAGAUAGGGAACAAGGUAUUUUUCGGGUGGUUAAAUCAGAAGCCCUGGCGAAGAUGUGGGGACAAAGGAAGAAAAACGACAGGAUGACCUACGAGAAGUUGAGCAGAGCUCUGAGAUAUUACUACAAAACCGGAAUUUUGGAGCGGGUGGACCGACGGUUAGUGUAUAAAUUUGGAAAAAAUGCACACGGCUGGCAGGAAGACAAGCUAUGAUCUGUUCCAAGCAUCAAGUUCAUUUUCUGGAUUACUGUCUUUGAAAACAAUCAGAUUGCGACAGUCAUUUGAAGGUCUUUUUUUUUUUUUAACCUACAAAUGUGCUGAUAAAAUUUCUGUACAUCUCAGCUUACAUUUGGACUCAGCUGUUGUCUGCUUGGGGUGACAGCUACAGCCCUUCACAAAUCUCCCUCUCCCCAAGGAGAGGAAGGGAUGGUCUUUCAUGGUACGUUGAUCUAUUAUUAUUUCCCUAAUCAAAAAAUGGCAGAGCCACAAUAGCCAAUGUCAUUGGUGUUGCUCAGAGAAAAGACCUAAUUCUGUCAGUGGAGACAGAUCCAGUGCUUCUAAUUCCCAGCUUCCAACCCUGUCAAGUGGUUAACUGUGGCAACUCACAAGAAAAAAGAAAUCGUGAUUGGUAUGUAGCUUAUAGUAGGAGAGAGUGAGAUAUAAGACAUAUAUACUUUAGAUUUUAAAUCAUGAAAGUCAAAUUCCAUAGAAAAGUUUCUUAAUAAGAAAAAGCUCAGCCGAGACAUCACUGCAUUCAGCGUAGGUUGAUAGUAGGUUCCUCGACCACGACGUCUUUUUGACCACUCGGCAAAAUGCCCACGGUCCCCCUUCUGGAGUUACACACUGAAAAUUAACCACAUUAUUAAUUGCCACUGAGGUUAUUUCCCCUCUUCACUGAUGGAUUUUUUUCACCUACAAAUGUGCUGAUAAAAUUUCUCUACAUCUCAGCUUACAUUGGGACUCCGGUGUCGUCCUACUUGGGAUGACAGCAUCAGAUAGGCAAAGAGUUAGCGACAGGCAUGCACAACAGUUUCCAAAUCACUGCUGUUUCUGUGAUUCCGGCCAUCAACAGGAUAAAAUCAUAAUUCCUUGAUUCUGUCUGAGGUCGACAUUAAACCUUAUAGAACUGGAAAAGUCCCAACAACCUGUCAGUUUCUUUUGUUCUGUCUUCUUAUCCCAUGAGUACUCAAGUUCUAAAACACAUUUCCUUGGCAAAAAUAGCAAAGCUGAGUUGACACCAGUAAAUGCUCACAGGCUAAAGUCUGCAGUGGCAUUUUCUCACCGUUCACUGGUCUGUAAGUUGUGGCCUACACCUAGGUGGCCUGGCCCUGGGCCUCGGACUUUACCAGAGCUGACCACCAAGUGCUGAGGCACCGAACCACAACACAGGCUGCAGACUUUGUUUUUAAAGAAAAAAAUGUGAAUUACUGUAAAAUAAUCUAUUUUUGGACGCAUGUGUUUUCCAGGUGGAUUGAGUUUGUAAACAAUGUGAAUAAAAUAUUUAACAUGUUUAA